AUGACCGCGCCUUCACUAAAGCGUAAAACCCUCCACGAAUACUUCCAAUCCCAAUCUCCAAGCCAAUCGGCUUCCAAGCGAACCCUCCAUGCAACAAAAUGCCCCAUCAGCACCGCCACCACCACCACCCCCCCUAACCUUCCUCUUGGUCUCUCCAUAAUCCCCGACUUCGUGACAACCGACGAACAAGCCACGCUCCUCUCCUUCCUCGAGGCCGAAACCUGGCGCACCGACCUCUCCCGCCGCACAAUCCACUAUGGCGGAACCUAUUGCCUCAUGCCUCCGAAGACAGCCAGUGCCGCUGAGCGAGCGGCAAUCUCGAAGAGAAUCAUUACCGCGCAGCCCAUCCCGAAUAGCUUGCGCUGGGUCAUCGAUAGAAUGAUAGCAACAGAUCUCUAUCCAGCUGGAUUCCCACCCAGAUUCUGCAUCGUCAACGAAUACUGCCCUCCGCACUCCAUCUCCGCGCACGUCGAGAAUUUCCGCUUCGGCGAACCCGUCUGCUCCCUCACCCUCGGCAGUGGCGAUCUCAUGCGCUUCCACGAACUCUCCGCUCCGCAUGAUGGGUCUGUGCGCUCGUUCAGGGCGAUGCAGGCGCCGCGCACGGGGAGGAAAGUCGAUGUGUGGUUGCCGAGUGGGAGUCUGUUGGUGUUGAAGGCGGAGGCGAGGUAUAUGUGGCAGCAUGAGAUUGUGGGGGGAAGGAAGAAGGAGAAGGAGAGGAGGGAGUGGGGAGGGGAGGGGUGGAGGAGAGUGAGUUUGACGUUCAGGGUUGAGAAGGGCGGUUGA
Messenger RNA from Endocarpon pusillum Z07020, 783 nucleotides. RefSeq lists its product as uncharacterized. NCBI's taxonomy places the organism in Eukaryota, Fungi, Ascomycota, Eurotiomycetes, Verrucariales, Verrucariaceae. The transcript is spliced from 2 exons. The record is from RefSeq and is a predicted model, not a curated record. Gene Ontology annotation, biological process: DNA damage response; fatty acid metabolic process. Gene Ontology annotation, cellular component: mitochondrial matrix. Bases 1 to 783 code for a protein of 260 amino acids.